AUGGAUAUUCAGUUCGACCAAACAUUCAAAAUAUCUUCUACUGCUUUAUAUUUGAACCUAGGCCAUCCUUCACUGACUAUAAAUAAAGCAUGGGCGACCAAGUUAUUUAUUUUCUAUGCUAUUUACACUCCAAGUUUCGUAUCUUUCAUUUACAGUAGCCUCUUCGAUGACUUCACUAAAAUUUGCACCAACUUCAGCCUGGCAGCAGUAUAUUGUGUCAUCAGCUUCAACUACGGACUUUUAACUAUAUAUAAGCAACGUUUCAUCAAUAUGAUCAGAAUAGUUGAAGAAGACUUGCGUGAUUCAAGAGAGUUCAUUGAUGAAGACGAGAAAGCCGUUAGAGAGUUCACUGCUAAAGGAGUAUAUGCUUCUAAGUUUUGGACUUCUAGUUGCUUGCUUUGUGGUGCCAUGUUCUUUUGCAAAGGUGUUGUCGGCACCUCUUAUUCCGCUUUUACAGGGAAUUUCAAACCAGUCGCUAUACAAGAACUAAUAUAUCCUUCUUAUAUAGAAGAAAGGAAGAAUGGUUUUCUUAUGUACAUAAUUAUUUUUGGUUCUCAAACGUUUUAUAUCGUCUUCUCAGUUCUUAUGUAUGCUGGGUUUAAUCCGCUAGGUCCGAUAUUCUUAAUGCAUGCGUGUGGUCAAAUUCAAGUAACUAUUCAGCGGGUUCAGAGACUUUUUUCUGAUGAUGAUAUUGAUGUUGAUGAUUUAUUGAAGAAACUGAAAGACAUAACACGGCUGACGCAGCGUAUUUAUAGUUUUGUAGACCAAAUACAGCAUACUCAUCGCCUGUUAUAUGAAAUGUGCAUCAAAACAAGCGUCAUUUGUCUUUCGACAUCCUUGUUUGCUAUUACUGAGUCUUACAAGGAAGGCAGUGUAAGCUUCGACCUAAUUUGCUACACCUUUGCUUGUACUGUACAAUGCGGGAUUCCGUGCUACUAUUGUGAAGUUCUCUUGGGCAAAGGUGAGCAGCUCCGUGUUGCCAUAUACGAAUGUGGCUGGGAGAGGUUUUGGGUUCCGAAGAGUCGCUCAAUAAUUCUAGUGUUGCUGGCCAGAACCGCGCGCCCUCUAGGGAUUUAUUCUGUCUUUUCUACUGUCUCUUUAAUGGCGUUUGGAGAAGGCGACACUCUGAGAGUAGAGACUCCCAUCCACCACCUUUUUACAGGUACCCUUGCUGUGGCAUAA
Molecule: messenger RNA, 1182 nt
Organism: Leguminivora glycinivorella
Lineage: Eukaryota; Metazoa; Arthropoda; Insecta; Lepidoptera; Tortricidae
Exons: 5
Coding region: 1-1182 (393 amino acids)
Biological process (GO): sensory perception of smell; detection of chemical stimulus involved in sensory perception of smell
Cellular component (GO): plasma membrane
Molecular function (GO): odorant binding; olfactory receptor activity
Source: RefSeq, a predicted model, not a curated record